Mugil cephalus (flathead mullet) is the source of this 1145-nucleotide messenger RNA. It is a transcript of the gene rsph3, whose product is annotated as radial spoke head 3. Lineage: Eukaryota; Metazoa; Chordata; Actinopteri; Mugiliformes; Mugilidae. The record is from RefSeq and is a predicted model, not a curated record. Gene Ontology annotation, cellular component: cilium. The transcript is spliced from 8 exons. Bases 82 to 1059 code for a protein of 325 amino acids.
ACAACAAAUCCCAUUAGUCGCGCUGGUAACGCUGACGUUAACUACCAAACAAUUAGCCACAGUAUUUGACAGUUUCCGAAAAUGGCUUUUGCCUCACAGAGCCACGGAGAUACAAACGGAACAUAUAUCUUCUCAAGUCGCCCCAGACCCGUCGUGACCCGGUCCAAAUACAGAGAGGCUCCGUCUGAACAGACUCCGCCGCAUUAUGGCAACAUCAUGUAUGAUCGCCGUGUUGUCAGGGGAAAUACCUACGCCCAACACAUCAUACCGACUACGACUCAGCCAGAUCCUGCUGAGAUACAGAGACAGCAGGCGAUCAGGAGGAGAAAUAUUGCUCGUCGGCGAGCCAGGGAGCAGCUCAGACCUAAGACUCCUGAAGCCCUGCAGGGAAGAAAACACAUUGAUGUACAAACAGAGCUCUACCUUGAAGAACUUAGUGAUGUUAUUGUAGCUACUGACAUCGAGUGUCAGACUGAUGAUUUCCUGGACAGACCGGCGACUCCUCUCUUCAUACCUGCCAAAUCUGGAAAAGAUGUGGAAACACAGAUCGAGGAGGGAGAGUUGUUUGACUUCGACAGGGAGGUUCAGCCAAUACUGGAGGUGCUGGUGGGUAAGACAAUUGAACAGUCUCUGCUGGAGGUGAUGGAGGAGGAGGAGCUGGCCUGUCUGAGGGCCCAGCAGAGGGCCUUCCAAGAGCUGCGAAAUAAUGAGCUGGCCGAGGUGCAGCGGCUCCAGGAGCAGGAGAGACGACAUACUGAGGAGAAAGAGCGUAGAAUUAAGCAGCAGAAAGAGGUCCUCAAGAAAGAGAAAGAGAUCGCGGAGAAGAUUGCUGCCCGGGCGUACACCCAGCAGUACUUGGCCAACCUUUUACCUGCAGUCUUUACCUCACUGAGGACCCACGGUUACUUUUACGACCCAGUGGAGAAAGAUAUCGAGACAAAUUUCUUCCCAUGGUUAAUGGAUGAGGUUAACAACAAUUUGGAGAAGAGAUUUGCAGCAAGAGAGCUUCUGGAUACUAUCAUCCAUGAAGUCACCCAGAAAACAGACACGGUCAGCUGAACAUGACACCUGAAGAGAUUCACUGAGAGAAUGAAUGUCUCAAAAAUAAACUGAAUAUGCCGCCAUGAGUUUCCUUUGAGAAUGUA